Molecule: messenger RNA, 531 nt
Organism: Diabrotica virgifera virgifera (western corn rootworm)
Lineage: Eukaryota; Metazoa; Arthropoda; Insecta; Coleoptera; Chrysomelidae
Exons: 2
Coding region: 106-453 (115 amino acids)
Source: RefSeq, a predicted model, not a curated record
CUAAUAAAUGGCUAAUGAUAAAUAUAGUUCGCCUACAUUAUUAGAUAUAUUAUUUAACUAAAGAGCGUGACUUGUUAACUUCAUUUUUCUCAGUGAUUUAAAAUCAUGAUUGCGAAAGUUAUCCUUGUGCUUCUCGUACUCUCGCUAUAUACUAAAAUAAGCGAGUGUCGUGGAGGAGGUGGAGGAAGAGGCGGCUUCGGUGGAGGAGUUGGACACGGAUUUGGUGGUGGAGUAGGAAGAGGAUUCGGUGGUGGAGUAGGAAGAGGAUUCGGUGGAGGAUUUGGAAGAGGAAUCGGUGGAGGAUUUGCACCAGGAUUCCGUGGAGGAUUUGGAAGGGGAUUCGGUAGAGGUUUUGGUGGAGGUUUUGGUGGACUGGGAUUUGGAAGAGGAUUUAUUGGAUUUGGUGGAUUUCCAGUUUUUCCCUUUUAUAGAAGGCGUAUAUUUUAUUAUUAGAUAUUAAAGUAUUCAAUCAUUAUGAUUAUUACCUUCAACAAUGUAGACAAUAAAUAAAUAAAGAUACUUAUAUAUUAA